This is a messenger RNA of Colossoma macropomum (tambaqui), 1547 nucleotides long. Its product is annotated as cytochrome P450 2D15-like. Gene Ontology annotation, molecular function: iron ion binding; heme binding; oxidoreductase activity, acting on paired donors, with incorporation or reduction of molecular oxygen, reduced flavin or flavoprotein as one donor, and incorporation of one atom of oxygen. Gene Ontology annotation, biological process: xenobiotic metabolic process. Gene Ontology annotation, cellular component: intracellular membrane-bounded organelle; cytoplasm. Lineage: Eukaryota; Metazoa; Chordata; Actinopteri; Characiformes; Serrasalmidae. The record is from RefSeq and is a predicted model, not a curated record. The transcript is spliced from 10 exons. Bases 24 to 1547 code for a protein of 507 amino acids.
AAAAUCAUAAGCACAUUUGCAGCAUGGCAGGCUGUGUGCUCUUUCUGCUAUUUGGACUCCUUCUCUUUCUUCUUCUUUUCCUUGGACCCCGAAGGCCCAAAAACUUUCCCCCUGGUCCAGCGGCCAUCGCUUUGUUUGGGAAUGUACUUCAGCUGAGCAUGAGCAACCCAAUGGAGGACCUGGACCGGCUGGCUAAGCACUAUGGGAAUGUGUUCAGUCUGUACAUCGGCAGAAAACCAGCAGUGGUACUGCAUGGCCUGCGUGCUGUAAAGGAAGCCCUCGUAGUGCGUGCUGCGGACUUUGCUGGCAGGCCACAGGGACUGAUGGUGAAUCAUGUCACAGAGAACAAGGCUCCAGGUCUUGUCAUGGCUAAUUAUGGUGCUGUUUGGAAAGAGCACAGACGCCUUGCACUGACAACCAUGAAGAACUUUGGACUGGGGAAACAGUCAAUAGAGGAAAGGAUUCUUGAGGAGACCACAAAUAUCUGUCAACACUUUGAGAGUAGUUCCGGAAAACCCAUAGAUCCACAGCCCUUGAUCCACAGUGCUGCUUCCAACAUCAUUAGUUCUAUGUUAUUUGGAACACGAUACAGCUACGAUGAUGAAGUCCUUUCUUUCAUUGUCAACAGCUUCAAAGAAAAUGCCAGGAAAGCCAAUAGUGCCUGGGCCGUGAUCUAUGAUUCCUUUCCCUUCCUGAGACACUUGCCACUACCCUUUCGGAAAGUCUUCGAGAACUAUAAGGCCCUCAAAAAUCACACCAGGGGUGUUGUUGCUGAACAUAAGAAGACAAGGAUCCCAGGAGAGCCACGAGACGUCAUUGACUGCUAUCUUGAUGAAAUGGAAAAGAGGGGAAGUGAGGGCACUUCACUGGAUGAGGACAGGUUGGUUAUGUUCCUGCUGGAUCUCCAUUUCGCAGGGACAGACACCACUUCCAACACUAUCCUCACAGCUCUUCUCUACCUCGCCACCUACAGAGAUGUGCAGGUUGUCUGUCAGCAGGAGAUUGACUCAGUACUCCAGGCAAAAGAACAUGUCUCAUAUGAGGACAGACUGCAGAUGCCCUUUGUGCAGGCCACCAUCCAUGAGCUCCAGCGUCUGGCUAACAUUGCGCCGCUGGGCGUCUUCCAUGCCACCACCAGGAACACCCAGCUAAUGGGCUACGACAUCCCUGAGGGCACCCUGGUCAUUACCAAUCUUACAUCUGUUCUGUAUGAGCAAGGUCAGUGGGCACAACCAAAUGACUUCUACCCCUCACACUUCCUGAAUGAACGAGGUGAAUUUGUGAAGCCUGAGGCCUUUCUGGUAUUUUCUGCAGGUCCUCGUGUAUGUCUGGGAGAAGCUUUGGCCCGUAUGGAGCUCUUCCUGAUUCUGGUCACGCUUCUCUGGCGUUUUCACUUCAUGUGGCCCAAUGACUGCGGGGUACCUGACCUCCGGCCUGUGUUUGGAGGGAUACAAGCCCCCAAGCCCUUACAGACUGACUGUCAUACCAAGGAGAAACAAGGGCGACCCUUUGGAUUCUUGAUCAGCCAUCAGCUGAAUUUAAUAUAA